Molecule: messenger RNA, 1245 nt
Organism: Aspergillus bombycis
Lineage: Eukaryota; Fungi; Ascomycota; Eurotiomycetes; Eurotiales; Aspergillaceae
Product: cytochrome P450
Exons: 5
Coding region: 1-1245 (414 amino acids)
Molecular function (GO): heme binding; monooxygenase activity; oxidoreductase activity, acting on paired donors, with incorporation or reduction of molecular oxygen
Source: RefSeq, a predicted model, not a curated record
AUGAUGCCUUAUACCAGGAAAGGCCGCUCGUUGCCGCUCGUGUUCAACACCCGGGAUGAAGCCCUUCAUAAGAAGCUCAAGACUCCUAUUGCACACCUGUACUCCUUGUCACAUAUCCUGACAUUCGAGACGUUUGUCGACCAAGUUCUUGAGAUUUUGUUUCGCCAGUUUGAAGAGCGAUUCGUUCCCGACCAGGCGGCAUUCGAUCUCGGAAUCUGGCUGCAGUACUUUGCAUUUGACGUGAUGGGGACCAUGUCCUUCUCUCGGCGAUAUGGAUUUUUAGAGAAGGGGCGAGACGACACGGGUCUGCUUUCGGCUAUUUGGGCUUUUAUGAAGGCUGCUGCACCGGUCACGCAGAUGCCAUGGGUUGACUUGGUGUGGAAUAAAAACCCCAUUAUCGCUCUAUUUCGGGCCACACCAGCACAACCGAUCUUAAACGUUGUGCUGUCAAGAAUUAACGAACGACGAGAGGAGCUGUCCAAUACUAUGAGUACAUUGGAGAAGGUAAACGAAAAGGAUUUUCUGUCUCGGUUUAUGCACAUCCAGUCGAACGGCGACGCUAUUCCACCCUGGGCUGUGACGGCUUGGUCAUUCUCUAACGUGAUUGCGGGCUCUGACACGACCGCUGUGGCCAUGAAAGCACUCUGGCAUAACUUACUCUUGCAUCCAGCUACUAUGCAUCGCCUGCGUAAGGAACUUGUCCAGGCCCAACAGGAGUCGAAGCUGUCUUAUCCGUUCCCGGCAUGGAGCGAGAUUUCCAGAUUACCGUACCUCAAUGCCUGUGUCAAUGAAGCGCUUCGGAUACAUCCACCAUUCUGCCUGCCUUUCGAACGAGUCGUUCCCACAGAAGGGAUGACUAUCGGCGAUCAUUUCUUGCCCGGUGGGACAGUGAUCGGAAUGAACCCCUGGGUUAUCAACCGCCAUCGGCCAACAUUCGGCGAAGACGCGGACGCCUGGAGACCUGAAAGAUGGCUCGAGAAUCCAGUUCGCACUCGGAAAAUGGAGAACGCUCUUCUAAGCUUCGGUGCUGGGAGGCGAGUAUGCCUUGGCAAAAAUAUUGCACUGUUAGAGCUGAAGAAGCUCACCUCCGCUCUUAUGCUUCAUUACGAGUUGGAGAUCGUAAACCCGGAGAAAUUUCAGUCCCAGAACUUCUUUUUCUUCAAGCAAGAAGGGUUAUAUGCGGCGGUCAAGAGACGGUCUGCAAGUUCGCCAGAGCUAUACCCGGGCGGUGUUCGUCCUCAUUAA